GGUCAUGUAAACCUGUACGGAAGGAUUUAAAGGUGGCACCGGAGAGUGCGGGCAAAUUUCACAGCAAGGAUGAAUGAAUAUAUAAACACAAAGUGUCGUUUUGGGGUGGUGUAUCCGACCUGGUGCUGUAUGACGAGUUGUACUUAGUAGCAGAAUCUUUUAUAUGCACGUUUAUUGAUUUUAUUGAUCAGUUUUAUUGGUCGUUUUUUACAGGAUGUUACAUUUAUAGGUGAUACACCUGAUGUAGCUUGAAGCAGUUACACUGAUACUAGAUAGUUUUUCAUUGUUUGUCUGUUUAGUUGAGUUUGCAUGUCUGUGUUUACAGGAUUUGACAGUGAGGCAGUUUAGUACUGUGAAAUUACCCUUGUCUAUUAUUAAUCCAGUGUAUCUAUAGAAGCCUUAUCUGUAUGUACACAGUAACUUAAAGUCACAGUCCAGUCAAGUGUAGCUCAUAUAACAAGUGUAGCUCAUGUAGCUCAUAUAACAUUAUACAUUGUACACUAGUAACUGAUGCCAAGGAUGUACACUAUCAAAAUGUCUGCAUUUUGCACAAAGGCUGUUUUCCAAAGCUUCAGGUGUACCAUUCAGAGAGUCUCAGUGUCCAUUCGAUUUGUACCAUAUCGAACUUUCUUUGUGAAGAGCAGCCAUCACAUUCUUUCUCGAACACCCAAAGUGGCGUUGUUGUGUUGGGGGGCAGGUGGACUGACUUAUGCUUCAGCACAGGAGGCCGUGCUUCCUCGGAGAACUCCAGAGAAAAAGUCUCUUGCCAAAGUGCAGGUCCACAGACUGAUGUUUGUGUUGCGGCUGGGCAUCCGUGCCUUGGUCCUCCUGCUGAAAUUCAGCCCGCUUUUGCUGCUGUACCCACUGAGUCUGCUCUCCCAGCACUGGACAACAUGCUGGCUAGACGCCCUGCUCUGGGUCACGGAGACAUCUGGUCCGACGUUUAUCAAACUUGGCCAGUGGGCCAGCACGCGACGGGACAUCUUCUCCCAGGAGUUCUGCGAUCGCUUUUCCCGGCUCCAUGUCAGGGUGCAUCCUCAUUCAUGGACUCACACUAAGCAAUGUCUGACACGGGCCUUUGGGGAAGGAUGGAGGCAGCACUUUGUCUUUGACAGUAAGGAGCCUGUGGGCUCAGGAUGUGUGGCGCAGGUGUAUCGGGCCAAGGCUCGAGUGGCAAGCGUGAAAGACCCGGCAUUCCUGCAGCUGGUGGAGGGCCUUGAAAAGGAGGACCUGCUGGAAGCCUGGGAGGUCCCUGGCUUUGGAGGCACUUUGGGUUAUUUAUGGGGGUCAGAGAAAGGAGAUGAGGAGAUGUCUGAGAAUCAAGACGGAGGUUCUGAUGAGCUUCCACAUGCAGAGGAUAAGGGGCUAAUACCAGUGGCAAUUAAGGUGCUUCAUCCUGGUAUCAGGAGACAGGUUCAGCUAGACCUGAUUCUGAUGAAGGCAGGCAGUGUGCUCAUCAGCUGCUUACCAGGCCUCAAGUGGCUCAGUCUACCUGAAGUAGUGGAUGAAUUUGAGAAGCUCAUGACUAAGCAGAUAGACCUUCGUUUUGAAGCAAGGAACAUGGAGAAGUUCAAGAACAACUUCAAGGACUUGGAAUAUGUCAAGUUUCCAACACCGCUAAGACCUUUUGUCACAAGUACAGUCCUGGUUGAAACGUAUGAGGAGAGUGAACCCAUUUCGAACUACCUUAGAUCUGAGGUUUCUGUGGAUGUGAAGCAGAGAAUUGCCCGGAUGGGGGUGGACACACUGCUGAAAAUGGUGUUUGUGGAUAACUUCGUCCAUGGAGAUCUCCAUCCAGGGAAUAUCUUGGUUCAGGCGGAUCAGGGGGUCUCACCCCAGGAUAAAGCCACUCUGACGGAUCUAUGGGACACGGUGGUGGUCAGCAUGAGACCUUCACCUCCUCCAUUACAGCUGGUGCUGCUGGAUGCUGGAAUAGUUGCCCAGCUAAGCGAGGGUGAUCUGCGAAACCUGAGAGCUGUCUUUACUGCUGUCGUACUCCAACAGGGGGAGCGUGUAGCAGAGCUGAUUCUAAACCAUGCCAGGGCCAACGAGUGCCAGGAUGUGCCACGCUUCAAACAGGAAAUGGCUGAGUUAGUGAACCUUGCUGUCAGUGACACACUGUCUCUGGGGAAGAUUCAGGUGGCAGAGCUGUUGUCGCGAGUAUUUGGAUUGCUAAUCCACCAUAAGGUGAAACUGGAGAGCAACUUUGCCUCCAUUGUGUUUGCCAUCAUGGUCCUGGAAGGCUUGGGCAGGUCACUGGACCCAAACUUGGACCUGCUGGAGAUUGCUAAACCUCUGCUGUUAAAGAACUGCACCUCUUUUCUUACCUGAACCUCAUAUCCACAGUUAUCCAAUUUUUACUCCAGUGUUUAAAUGUAGCUAAUACAAAUAAAGAACCUGCCCACAGUUACAUAAUGUAGUCUCCGAACUGAAUAUGAUGGGCACUUAUUCCUUUACCGGACAUGAACGAUGACAUCUACAGUGGGACAAUCAGGGCCAGUGUGUGUGUGAAGUCUCUCCAAGGAAAAUUUUGGUUUUAAUUGCCAGUCCUUAGAAGUCAAGACAUUACUCCUAUACUCCGAUAGUAAGUAAGCCUGAAACUAUUUUUAAGACUAAUUCUCAGAAGUUUUAGUCAUACCCAGAUCCACAACCGUUCCCUCCACACAUUAUGAACAGAAAACCUCAUUGUCCUGCGUGCCAGGAAACACUGCUAACACAAAUGUAACAUCUUUGUAAAUUCUGAAUUGCUGGAAUGCAUCACAUGUUAAGACAGAUCUGAAAUGAAAGAUUGAGCCAGAGCAGUGAUGACUGCCUGAAAUAUGAUAAAUUGUAUGUCAUUUUUAAUAAAUAGUUUGUGUUUUUCCCUAAAACUGAAAUAAAAUAUGGAGGUCCAUGCAUUA
Pangasianodon hypophthalmus (striped catfish) is the source of this 2900-nucleotide messenger RNA. RefSeq names its product aarF domain containing kinase 2 (gene adck2). Gene Ontology annotation, cellular component: mitochondrion. The record is from RefSeq and is a predicted model, not a curated record. Gene Ontology annotation, molecular function: protein kinase activity; ATP binding. Lineage: Eukaryota; Metazoa; Chordata; Actinopteri; Siluriformes; Pangasiidae. Gene Ontology annotation, biological process: protein phosphorylation. Bases 511 to 2331 code for a protein of 606 amino acids. The transcript has 8 exons.